Pseudophryne corroboree (corroboree frog) is the source of this 6769-nucleotide messenger RNA. It is a transcript of the gene SYNGAP1, whose product is annotated as synaptic Ras GTPase activating protein 1. Gene Ontology annotation, biological process: regulation of GTPase activity; negative regulation of Ras protein signal transduction. The coding region runs from base 918 to 4268 and encodes 1116 amino acids. The transcript has 17 exons. NCBI's taxonomy places the organism in Eukaryota, Metazoa, Chordata, Amphibia, Anura, Myobatrachidae. The record is from RefSeq and is a predicted model, not a curated record.
UUGCUCGCACAGCUCAACUCUCUUCUCUCCAAAUCUCUCAUUUCUGCUUAUUUCUCUCCCUCUUUUCCUCUCUACCUGUCCAUCUCUCCAGCCCGUUCUCCUUCCCACAUCUCUCCAUCACCCCCCCAGCCUGCAUUUUCCUCCCAGCUUUCUCAUUCUCCCCAUCCCAUCUCCCCUCAGUACAUCUCUGCUGCUGGUCUUCCCUCCUCGUCAUCUCUCACAUGCAUCUCUUUUCCUCUCCUCCUGGGCCCAUUCAUUUUUCUCUCUUCCUCCUUCUCCAUCUCUCCCUGUCUGUGAAGUAGUUAAGCGGUCCCCCCGUGCGUGUCCCUGUGAUAGGAGGGGGCGUGCACACAGUUGCCUGGUUACCACGCUCACAGUGACAUCCCUGUGAAUACGGAAGGAUGCAGCGCGCGCUGGUCCUGGGAGCUGGGUAACGUGGAGGCCUCUUAUCCUGCACAUACCGCUCUGCACUGCACCCCCUCUUUUGCACUGCACAUGCGGCUUAUACUGCACUGCACGACCUGUGCUGGGUUCCCUGCACUGCACACGCGGCACUGCAUGUCUGUUCCGUUCUGCAUUGCAUGCCCUGCAGUGCAUACCUUUGCACUGCACACCUCAGAUCAACCACAUCCUGCUCAUGUUGGACUUCCCAUCCUGUGGUGGACUCUCAGCACUGCAAAUCCUGCACGCUACACUGCACGGACUGCAUGCCCGGCACUGCACCCACAUCCCCUCUCCUGUCACCCCGUCUCCCUGCACCCUCCUCACUUUGCGUUUGGGGUUCGCCAUUCACAGCUUGUGCCCACUCAAGGUCUUGAACAUGAAAUUUAAAGGAAACUGAAAGAUUCACUGAGUCUUGAGAUUAUCACGUUGCUCGUUCCCGGAGGAAAAGCGUCCCAGGGGGGAAACAGCACAGUAUGGACGCUCCUCCAACUGCCCCCUUCCGACCGUCGCAGGGAUUCCUGAGUCGUCGUCUGAAGAGUUCUAUAAAGAGGACAAAAAGUCAGCCCAAGCUAGACCGGACCAGCAGCUUCCGGCAGAUCCUUCCACGCUUCCGGAGUGCUGACCAUGACAGGGCUCGUCUCAUGCAGGCAUUCAAAGAGUCUCACUCCCACGAAUCCUUGCUCAGUCCUAGCAGUGCCGCGGAGGCGUUGGAUCUGAAUCUGGAUGAAGACUCGGUGGUGAAACCCGUGCACAGCAGCAUCCUGGGACAGGAGUUUUGUUUUGAGGUGACCACAGCAUCAGGUACCAAGUGUUUCGCCUGCCGCUCCGCCGCCGAACGGGACAAAUGGAUAGAGAACCUGCAGAGAGCUGUGAAGCCGAACAAGGACAACAGCCGGCGAGUGGACAAUGUGCUCAAGCUGUGGAUCAUCGAAGCUCGCGACCUACCCCCCAAGAAGCGCUAUUACUGCGAGCUCUGCCUGGAUGACAUUUUGUACGCCCGUACCACCAGCAAGGCCCGGGGUGAGACCGUUUUCUGGGGGGAGCACUUUGAGUUCAACAACCUGCCAGCCGUCCGGAACUUACGCCUCCACCUGUACAAAGACACCGACAAAAAGAGGCGCAAGGAGAAGAGCAAUUACGUGGGCAUGUUGAAUGUGCCUAUCGCCAGCAUCAGUGGGCGCCACUUUGUGGAACAGUGGUACCCGGUCUCCCAGCCCACAUCCUACAAAGGGAAGAGCAGCUGUCCCUCUAUCCGCCUAAAAUCCCGAUACCAAACUAUGAGCAUCCUCCCUAUGGAGCUGUACAAGGAGUUUGCCGAGUAUGUCACCAACAACUACCGGAUGUUAUGCGCUGUGCUUGAGCCGGUGUUGAGCGUGAAGAGCAAAGAGGAGGUGGCCUGUGCGCUGGUACAUAUAUUGCAAAGCACGGGGAAGGCUAAGGACUUCCUCUCAGAUAUGGCUAUGACAGAGGUUGAUCGCUUCCUUGACAGAGAGCACCUUAUUCUCCGUGAGAACACACUUGCAACUAAAGCCAUAGAGGAGUAUCUGAAACUGAUAGGACAGAGAUACCUCAAGGAAGCCAUUGGUGAGUUUAUUCGGGCUCUGUACGAGUCAGAGGAGGACUGCGAGGUUGACCCCAUGCGUUGUCCGCCUUCUGCCCUCUCCGAUCACCAGGCCAAUCUCAGGAUGUGCUGCGAACUUGCGCUUUGCAAAGUCUUCAACUCCCAUUGUGUGUUUCCCCGGGAGUUGAAAGAAGUCUUUGCAUCAUGGAGGAUGCGCUGUGCGGAGCGCGGCCGCGAAGACAUAGCAGAUCGACUCAUCAGUGCCUCUCUCUUCCUCCGCUUCCUGUGUCCGGCCAUCAUGUCCCCCAGCCUCUUCGGCCUGAUGCAGGAAUAUCCUGAUGAGCAGACAUCAAGGACCCUCACACUCAUCGCUAAGGUCAUCCAGAACCUGGCCAACUUCAACUUCAAGUUCAGCAGUAAGGAAGAGCACAUGUCCUUCAUGAAUGAGUUCCUGGAGACGGAGUUGGCCAAUAUGCAGAAUUUCCUGUACGAGAUCUCCAACAUGGACGCGCUCACCAACAGCAGCAAUUUCGAGGGCUACAUCGACCUGGGGCGGGAGCUGAGUACUCUCCAUGCCCUGCUAUGGGAGGUGAUCCCCCAGCUUAGUAAGGAAGCGCUUGUAAAGUUGGGGCCCCUCCCUCGCCUUCUCAAUGACAUCAGCCUAGCGCUCAGGAACCCCCACAUCCAGCGACAGCCGAGUCAUCAAGAAAGGCUACCACCUCCCAAACCCGUCAUCCCAAGGGGGCCGUCAGCGGAGCUUCAAAGCUACCUGGUGCGGGACCUCAACAGCUCCAUUGACAUGACCCGACUACCUUCACCAACCAAGGACAAGUCCUCCAAGGAUAUGUUCUUUGUGUCACGCCGCCCACUCACCCGCUCUUCGCCUGCCUAUUGCACCAGCAGCUCGGACAUCACGGAACCAGACCAGAAGAUGCUGAGCGUGAACAAAAGUGUCUCCAUGUUAGACUUGCAGGACAGCCGCAUGAACAGUGUGUCCAAUCUACAAGCUGUAGGAGACUUGCUCAACUCCAGCCAGGCCUCCAUAUCCGGGGGGUUACGCCCGGGGGGCCGGCUCUCCCAGGGCAGCGGGUCUAGCAUUGCGGCUGGUCUGCGGCUCAGCCAAAUGGGGGUCACCACCGACGGGCUCUCAGCUCAGCAGCUGCGCAUUCCCUUGUCCUUCCAGAACCCGCUCUUCCACAUGGCCCCCGACGGCCCCGCUGCACCACCCUCACACCCGGCGCCUCAUCGGCCGGACCCUGGAUCUGACGCCUUCGCCCCAUUCCAUGGCUACAGCAAGAGCGAGGACCUGAGUUCCGGGAAGCACUUGCUGCACAGUCACAGCUACAGCGACGAUUUCAGCCGGCAGGGGUCAGAGUUCAGCAAGAGGCAGCUUUCCCUCCAAGACAAUCUCCAGCACAUGCUGUCACCUCCUCAAAUCACCAUCGGGCCCGGAGUGCAGCGGAGGCCGGAGGCGCAGCCUCCACCCCUACACAGGGGGAAAUCCCAACAGCUGACGGUGCAGGCCGCCCAUAAGCCCCGGCCAAGCAGCGGUAACCUCCUUCAAAGUCCAGAACCGAUGUAUGGGGCGGCGAGAAUAAGGCAGCAGUCAGUCGAGAAAGAAGCAGGAGGGCUUAAACCCAGCAUAACCAAGCAGCACUCACAUGCGCAGGCUACUCUUAACCCGGUCACUCCAGCCUCGGAACGCACAGUUGCCUGGGUGUCUAACAUGCCUCAUCUCUCAGCUGACAUUGAGAGCUCACACAUAGAACGAGAGGAGUACAAACUGAAGGAGUACUCCAAAUCCAUGGAUGAGAGUCGUCUGGAGAGGGUGAAAGAGUACGAGGAGGAGAUCUACACCCUGAAAGAGCGACUCAUGAUGUCUAACCGAAAGCUGGAGGAAUACGAGCGCCGCCUCUUCACCCAGGAAGAGCAAACCAAUAAGAUGCUGCAGCAAUACCAGUCCCGCCUGGAGAUGAGCGAGAAGCGGCUGCGACAGCAGCAGAUGGAGAAGGACACACAAAUCAAGAGCAUCAUAAACAGGUUGAUGCUGGUGGAGGAGGAGAUCAGGAAGGACCACACGCAAGAACCAAUCGAUAUGAAGAGGAGACUUAUCGAGGCUCAGGAGAAGAAGUUUCCCUCCGUGGGUUCAGCAGACCCGCGUCUGAGGCUGGCGACUCCAUGGAAUGGGGCCCUUCCACCUCUGCCUCCUCGACUCCAAAUCACAGAAAAUGGAGACUUUCUAAACUCAAGUGACCAUCACUAACCGGAGCUGAGGGGUCCAUCCCGGAGCCUGGGGGGAGGAAGGGGGACUGGGGAUCCCCCACUGAGGCGUGUGUCCGGAGGCCUGAGGGGGAGGGGGCUGGGAACCCCCUUUCCUCCCUAACUCUGACACCCUCCCUCCGCGCCGUCCAGACCUGCGGCCGACAAUCUGUGUGACCCCGGACACGUGAGAAGUGGAGAGGAGAGAGAAGGGGACAACGCACUGAACUUAUCCUAAACAUAUAAUUCUAUUUCCUAAGCCUUUGUUAUCUUUAGACUUAAUCUAUCAGUUCCUCUGUUCUCAUAUGCCCCAAACUAUCCCACUUUCAUCGACCCCUUUUGAGGCUCCCCAUCUCCCCCUCCUCCCUCUCUGUCUCAGGUCUGAGGCCCUGGGAUUCGCACUGACAGAUCUGCACUGUAGGGGAUACCUCCCUAACCCAUUUUUCCUACCUGCAUUUUCUCACACCUUUACCCCCAACCUUCAUUCCCUCUCUAAACAACUCUCAUAUACUUCCAUUUCCUUUCACUGCUCAACUAUCAUCGUCAUCAUCAUCGUCCAUCUUCUUCACACCCCCCAAACCUCCUUUCCUGUACGAGACAAGCAGAUGCUCAAUGAGCUGGCUAGCUGAGACUAUUAAGUUUAGAUUCUAAGUGGAAUGAAUGGGAAGUACAGUAAAGGCCACACAGCCACGUAUAGAAGGAGGUCGUGAAGGAGGAGCAGCAGGUGCAGGAUCCAGGGGGGGUGGUAUGGGGAGGUAUAGGAUCAGAGGUCAGGAGAAAUACGUAAGGACUGAAGAAAGCCAAAAGUGACCAAUAGGAGAGGUCUAGAUACUCUAUAAAGGAGCUAUCAGAGGGAUGAACCCUGUCAGCUGGUUACACAGAUACAUAGCGCAUUUUACCUCCUUAAAUGGGCAGCUGAUUUGGGAGACUAGAGAUGAUUUAAUUCUUAUAAAUAUUAUUAUUAUUAUCGAACUUUAUUUAUUUCUCUAAAACCUGUCAGUCCGCGUGGAGCUGAACGAGUGAUAGAAGUCUCCCGCCCAAAGAGCUUACAAUCUUACUCCACUUCCUGUGACACGGGGAGUUUAUAAAUAACUUGGCCUCAAAGGUCGCAUGGAACUUGCAUUUGGAAGGGGAGGGAGGUGGGAAGGGAUUAGUUCCACCCAUUAUCAGUGGUUGGUGCCAUAACCUGCAGGUCCCCUCUUCACCUUUGGUGACAGGGACAGCUGGACCUGAAAUGAAUGUUUCAGUAAAGAUAUUCUGAUUGUAUUUGGUUCUUUUUGACGUUCUGUGUAAAUAUAAAACAUUUAAAGAAAAAAAAAGAAUUCAGAGUCGUUCUGUGAAUCGAGAGCUCAGACAGCAGCUAAUUAUUUCUGUUAUUUAUUAUGACAUAUAUUUAUAUAUUUACCGAUAAGACAAACAGGUGCUGCCGUUCAUUGUCUGCUCAACAUUUCACUUCUCCGGUCUCUACACUCAUCAGAAGGUCCGGUCAUAUUUCACCACAGGGAUCUUGAAAGUUGACCCUUACAUGAUUAAAAAAAAGUCAUUAUUUAAAAAAUAAAAAAUAUAUAUAUAUAAAAAAAGUCAAGGAAUGCACACGUUUGGAUGAAUGCGGAAUCCUCAGUUAGAGAUUUGACUUAAUACCAAAGUGAAUAAGAAUUAAAUUACAAGUACAAAAAGUUGGAUGGUCGUUAAAGAGGAAGUAUUACAUCCCUCUAAUGUUAAAGCAAUGCUUAAUAUAAAGCGCUGUGGAACAUGUGCGCUAUAUAAAUAACUGGAAAAAAAUAAUAGCAAACUCUAUUGUUAAUUAGCAGAAAAGUGUAUAUGCUGCCUCUAAGAUCUCCCCUUUCCGAUUGAAGCCCCCAAUUGUUAAUUAUCGCUGGGUGAAGAAUUGCAAAAUAGUUGAAAUUGUCAUAACUUUAUGGAUUCUGACAAUUGGACAAAUGCCGCAGUCUAAAAACGGGGAGCAGCACCCGAAUCAGUAAAAUGCAGAGAUAAACAACUGUAAGCACUCUAGUUACCCUGGAACUACAAGUACCAUCAUGCUGGAUUUUAGAAGAGUAAAUCCCAACGUUUUGGAUUGUCAUUGUUCUGCAAGUCAGGGUGGAUUGGCGUAAAUGGGUCCAAAUGCAGAACAGAAUGGUACUUCCUCUUUAAUAUGAUAACAUAUAUGCAAUUGGCUGUGAUUUUAGUGCCUGUUUGUGAUUGAUAUUUGAUCCUGGACAUUUCCCCCCAAAAAAAAUUUUGAUAUGCGGCCCAUCGGCCUCAGAUUAGUGAAUCGCGCACACUAAUAUUUUGAUUCAUGUUAGAAUUGCAAUAUGUUUUCUAAACUGUGAUAUCAACCCUUUCUGUAGGAAGGACCCUCUGAUGAGAUCCGCAGUCAAGCAAAAAUGUUUGCCCCCCUUUAGUUACUUUGCUUGAUAAAACUCCGAAGGCUGCAUAUCAAUAAUAUUGGUAACAGGAGAAACUACACAUUAUCUAAAGGUGACUAAGCCUAACUUAUUUUUG